Messenger RNA from Penicillium manginii, 1554 nucleotides. Its product is annotated as cytochrome P450. Lineage: Eukaryota; Fungi; Ascomycota; Eurotiomycetes; Eurotiales; Aspergillaceae. The coding region runs from base 1 to 1554 and encodes 517 amino acids. Gene Ontology annotation, molecular function: iron ion binding; monooxygenase activity; oxidoreductase activity, acting on paired donors, with incorporation or reduction of molecular oxygen. The record is from RefSeq and is a predicted model, not a curated record. The transcript has 3 exons.
AUGAUAUCAACACCGUUAGCGACGGGAGUAAUCGGACUCGCGAUUAUCUUUUUCCUUCAUUCGAUCAUAUCUCCUCUUCUGAAUGAUUCGCUUGCGAGAAUUCCAGGACCGAAACUAUAUGCCCUUACCAAGUGGAGACUCGCGCUAGAAGAUUGGAAAGGGACACGCACCCGCCGGAUCUAUGAGCUUCACAAGAAAUACGGUCCUGUUGUGCGGAUAGGCCCAAACGAGGUCGCUUUCAACAGCCUUUCGGCAUUGCGAACUAUAUAUGGCGCUGGCAGUGGAUUUGAAAGAACAUCGUUCUAUAGCAUGUUCGACGUAUACACCAAGAAAAAUCUCUUCACUUUUGCGUCCGUUCGGGAGCACUCACAACGGAAAAGACUCAUUGCUCAUGCCUAUUCCAAGUCAGCAAUCACUAAGCGAUCCUCGAAUAUGAUUGAAGAGAAAGUUCUCGGCUAUCUAAAUCUGAUUGAGCAGGACCCCGACAGUGCAGAGGAACUUUUUUCGAGUUUGCAUUAUUUUUCAUUGGAUUCCAUCACGGAUUUUCUUUAUGGAAACUUGGGCAGGACACAGUGUUUGAAAGGCAUCAAUCGUGACUUGCUAGAUGACAUAAUGGAUACCGACCGCCAAAAACUGUCAUGGUUCAUUGUGCACUUGCCAUCUUUUACGAAAUGGCUCUAUUCCUCGACUGGUGUGAUGGAACCGCUUUUACGGAAGCUCUAUCCGAUGAAUAAACCGACAACAUACACAGGGAUUCGUGCUUACGCCUUGGAUGCCUGGUAUCGUUUCAAAGACUGCUCAAACGAUAUCAAAGAAGCGCAGCAAAAUACAAUCCUUGGCAAUUUAUGGAAAACCCAUCAGAGUCAGAAGGAUAAUGGUCUCGACGAUAUGGAGAUUGCUUCGGAAUGUGCGGACCAUUUGCUUGCUGGUAUUGAUACGACAUCGGAUACUUUGAUGUUUAUGAUCUGGGCCCUUUCACGACCCGAGAAUCUGAAGUUCCAGCGUAAACUUCAGGAAGAAAUCCGAUCUCUGCCCGCAGAUUUGUUCAACGCUGAUGGAAUUGCUUCCGCCGAAACAUGCGACAAGUUGCUGUAUCUCGACGCCGUCAUUAAAGAGACAUUGCGACUUUAUGCGCCUUUGCCAGCAUCUGAACCUCGGAGCUUCCCUGCCGAAUCCACAAUUGAUGGGUAUACCGUACCGGCUCGUACCACCGUUAGCAUGUCGCCUUAUUGCAUUCAUCGUAAUGAGCAAGUAUUUGACGAACCAACAAUGUUUAACCCUGAUCGAUGGUUGGGCAAGGAAGAAGAUCUUGCCGAGAUGAACAGAUGGUUCUGGGCCUUUUCAAGCGGAGCAAGAAUGUGUAUUGGAAUGCAUCUUGCGAUGGCGGAGAUGACGACCCUGGCAACGGCUUUAUAUAGGAAAUACUCGACAUCCUUGAAACCAAAUUUCAAUGGCAUAUCCCCGGGUGCGACUAGUCGAUUUGAGGUACUUUCUGACGCGAAGUAUAGUAAGGUUGCAGAGCAUAAAUGCUAUAUUUCCUUCAAAAAGAUGUAG